Molecule: messenger RNA, 1947 nt
Organism: Maniola jurtina (meadow brown)
Lineage: Eukaryota; Metazoa; Arthropoda; Insecta; Lepidoptera; Nymphalidae
Product: zinc finger protein 91-like
Exons: 13
Coding region: 205-1836 (543 amino acids)
Cellular component (GO): nucleus
Molecular function (GO): zinc ion binding
Source: RefSeq, a predicted model, not a curated record
AAUAAUUCAUCUACGACUUACCAGGCUGCAUGGUCUAUGACCUUUGCCUUUCCUGAAGGGAAUAAAAAAUAAAACUGAUUAUUUUUGACAUUGGCAAGGAAUGUCAAAAUAAUUUUGGAUUGGAAAAAAGCGGAGCCGCCGAGCUUUUGCUGAUACUAAAAACGAAAUUAAAAAUGUUUUAAAUGAACAUUGUGAUUCGCAAAUAUGGAAGGCAUAUGCCAAACUUGCCUCGUAAAUGGUGUCCCUAUAAAACCCAUGUCCGUUGAAGAAAUGGAGUGUUAUAGAACAUUUGUUUUAAUGGUUUUAAAGAUAGAAGAUCCACUAGAUAUGAUAUACGUCUGUGUGUACUGUGAAGGUGUUUUAAAAAAGAUUAAUAAAUUUAUCAGGCAAUGUCGGCUUGCAGAUCAAGUUCUUAAAAACUUUUGCAAGAGUAACUUAGAGACACUCAAGAAAAUUAACUCUAGUCAUUUAUCAACAUCCAAAAUUAUUUGUCAUUAUAUUGGACCAGAAAUUGUAAAAUCUAAAAGUGAUGACAAGAUAUCUGAUGAUGAUGAUGAUAUUCCGUUGGCAAUGCUCAGUCAGAAUAGUGAUGAUCACGAGUACAAUUGUGACAAUCAUGAAGACUUGAUAAAUGACAAUGUAGAUACAAGCAUAGACAAUACAGAACAGGAAAAAAACACACAGACGGAUAUAAAGAGCAAACACAAGAAAUUUAGAAAGAAAAAGAAAGAAGCAAGACAAGGGUUCUCUUCUAGAAUGGUUGUGGAAACUGAUGAAUAUAAAGUCAUUAAACUGACUAAGGAAGAGAUUAUAGAAGAAAUGAGACAGCAUGCAGAAAAUGAAAAGUACAAGGUAUUACCCUAUAAAUGUGACAAAUGUGUCCGAGGAUUCAAUUUCGAGGAUGUACUACAGAGUCAUUUGGAGAAACAUUCACUAAAAAAUGGCCCUUUUCAAUGCGAAAUAUGCACACAGUAUUGUCCCAGCAGAGUUUCUUUAAGAGGCCAUAUGAAGUCACAUUCUACUAGAUAUAAGUGCAAGCUAUGCGGUAUAGUCCGCCUGUCGCGUCAACACAUUCUGGAGCACUACUCGCUCCAGCACAUGGCUUCGCCCGCUUUGUACACCUGCCCCAAAUGUGACCACACUACCAACAAAAGAACAGCAAUGCAAAGGCAUGUGAGACUUCACUCUGCGAGUAAACCACUCAAAUGUCACUAUUGCGGGAAAUACUACAAAACCAAGGAGUCACUCCGGAUACAUAUUAUAAGACAUGACGACAAAAAGCUGCAUCAAUGUGAAAUAUGCACCAGUACUUUUGUAUAUGCGGGACAACUGACCAAGCAUAUGAAGUCUGUGCAUGUCUUAAAGGACUAUUACUGUGUGGAAUGCGACAUCAUGUUCAAAUCAAAGGAUAACCUCAAACAACACUUGCAACGAGCGAAACGUCAUAGAGACGAUUCUUCAUACAAAUUCCCCUGCACCCAAUGCCCACAAAAGUUCAUAUCCGCGUCGACGCUCGCGACGCACGACACUCACGCGCACGGUGCCGCUAAGAGUGUACCGUGCUCACUCUGCCCGCGCGUGUACAGCAGCGCUGACGGGCUGCGCUGGCACACGCGCAGGGCGCACACUGCCCUCGACAAGUCCAAGUUACCAUGCCCACUGUGCGAUAGGACGUUUUCGCGUAAGUACGUGCUCCGUGUUCACAUGCGCACGCACACAGGCGAACGUCCGCACGUGUGUGAGUGUGGAGCCGCGUUCGCCCAGCCGGCGGCUUUGCGCGCGCAUCGCGCACAGCACCACAAGAAACCAACUGUCAUUGCAGAAAAUGAGACAUGAAAUAGAAUAGGAUAAUAAUAUAAUAUUUAUAUUAGGGAUCAGGAUUGUAUCCCUCUCAGGGAUAAAAUCCGGAACGAGGAAAUUCCCAGAAGAACAAAAGCGACCGACAUA